This is a messenger RNA of Exophiala spinifera, 921 nucleotides long. RefSeq lists its product as uncharacterized. NCBI's taxonomy places the organism in Eukaryota, Fungi, Ascomycota, Eurotiomycetes, Chaetothyriales, Herpotrichiellaceae. Bases 1 to 921 code for a protein of 306 amino acids. Gene Ontology annotation, molecular function: thioredoxin peroxidase activity. Gene Ontology annotation, biological process: cell redox homeostasis; cellular response to oxidative stress. Gene Ontology annotation, cellular component: cytoplasm. The transcript has 3 exons. The record is from RefSeq and is a predicted model, not a curated record.
AUGCCAGUCGAACUUCGCAAACGUCCUCCUCCAAAGGAGCCCGCGACCCCUGCUCCGGCGGCAAAAAGAGGCAGCGGAGCAGGCGCCGCGGCGAAGAAACUCGCGGACAAAGCCAAAGCUGCCGUGACGGGCAAGAAGGCCGCUCCUGUUACUGAUGUCGCCGCCACCACCACCACCAAGUCCAACGGCGACGUCGUCAACGGCACGGGUGGUCAUAAACCCAACGCCGGCAAGAUCUCGGUCGGAGAGACGUUGAACCUCGACGGGUUCGGAGGGACCAUCCAGACCAACGACGGCGCCGACACCACGUUAAAGGAACUGCUUGACAAGAGUGGCGCGGGCGUCGUGAUCUUCACCUACCCCAGAGCCAGCACUCCAGGAUGCACCACGCAGGCUUGUCUUUUCAGGGACAACUACGCUCCCAUUACUGGCGCCUCGCUGUCGAUAUAUGGACUUAGCACAGAUAGUCCCAAGGCCAACACCACGUUUGUGACGAAGCAGAAGUUGCAAUACCCGCUUCUCUGUGAUCCAAAUGCAACUUUGACCUCCGCAAUUGGCAUGAAGAAGCCAGGUCCCGGCAAAUCCACCACUCGAGGCGUCGUGGUUAUUGACAAGCAGGGUGUCGUCCGGGUUUGGGCACAAGCUGGCCCCGCCAAAACCCUCGAAGUCGUCCUAGACUAUAUCAAAACUGAGGGUAAGAGUGAAACCGGUGCCCCGGCCACUGUGGCUGCUCCACCUGCUGAAGAUGGCACUGCGACCGAGGCGGCGACCAAGUUGGCGGACCCCGACACGAAGAUGGAUGAGGUUCCUCUGAUAAAGACACCGACUCCCGAGGAGGCAGAAGCCGCUACCACGGCUGCUGAAGUUGGUGACGUUGCUGCCAAGCUGGAUGAAGGUGCGAGUGGCCUUCUCAAACCAUGA